AUGGUCAACAGAAGGGCGAGUAGAGGAGGGGUAUUGCGCGACUCGGAUGGUAAACUUAUUUUUUAUAAGGAGUUUGGGGAGAAGGGGGUCUUGGAGGCCAAGGCACUGGCAGUCCUGGAAGGUUUGCGAGUGUGUGCGGCAAAGGGGGUUCAGGAGGUGAUGGUGGAGGUUGACUCUGCAGUUCUUGUAUCACUUGUCAAAUCGUCGGCUCUGGGGGGGUGGUCGCAUUACAACUUGCUGAGGCGGAUUCAUCGUCUACUAGACCAGGUGGCUGGGUCAUUUAUCCACAUAUUCCGGGAGGCAAACAUGGUUGCGGACAGGUUAGCGGCUCUGCAAGGGUAUCCUAGUAUGGUCUUUGACUCUGUUUAG
This is a messenger RNA of Coffea arabica (coffee), 369 nucleotides long. Lineage: Eukaryota; Viridiplantae; Streptophyta; Magnoliopsida; Gentianales; Rubiaceae. The record is from RefSeq and is a predicted model, not a curated record.